AUGAUUCGCGGCGCGCGGUUCGUGGCGCUGUUCAACCAGAAGCAGCCUUCGUAUUUUAUGAGCGCCAUCGUCUCGCUGUACGCAUGCCUAAACGGGUACUUGGACGACGUGAAGGUGCAUUACGUCAAGUUCUACGAGUACCUGUUGGUGCACAAGGACCUGAGCAUCAUGUACGGCGCGGCGAAGAACAAGUUCUUCUACAUGUAUGUGCAGGAGCUGAACUAUCUGAUCCGCUUCUUCACGCUGAACAAUCCCAUCCUGAAUGGCGAGCUUGAGGAGAUGCUGAAGCAGCACACACAACUGUUUCUGCAGCACUACCAGUCAAAGAUGAACGCCAUUAAGAGUGAAAAGGAGGUGAAGGCGCUGAAGAACCUGCUGUACUCCUGCAAGCGUGCUGUGUAG
Molecule: messenger RNA, 402 nt
Organism: Trypanosoma rangeli
Lineage: Eukaryota; Euglenozoa; Kinetoplastea; Trypanosomatida; Trypanosomatidae
Product: ATP synthase alpha chain, mitochondrial precursor
Exons: 1
Coding region: 1-402 (133 amino acids)
Source: RefSeq, a predicted model, not a curated record